This is a messenger RNA of Laetiporus sulphureus 93-53, 1219 nucleotides long. Its product is annotated as guanine nucleotide binding protein beta subunit. Gene Ontology annotation, cellular component: nucleus; cytosol. Gene Ontology annotation, biological process: positive regulation of protein phosphorylation; rescue of stalled cytosolic ribosome. NCBI's taxonomy places the organism in Eukaryota, Fungi, Basidiomycota, Agaricomycetes, Polyporales, Laetiporaceae. The transcript has 5 exons. The coding region runs from base 197 to 1138 and encodes 313 amino acids. Gene Ontology annotation, molecular function: protein kinase C binding; translation regulator activity; ribosome binding. The record is from RefSeq and is a predicted model, not a curated record.
UCACCUCGCAAGCGCCCGCUGAACUUAGGAAGCGAAAGCGCCAGUGAACUUUGAUCUCGGCGAUUGCCGGGGCUGUACAGUACCAGUCACUGUGGCUGUCACGCUCUCCCGCCAUUCCACGCAGGGCCGUAACAGCGACGAGCAGCUCAAGACCGACGCCGCCGCCCUCCUCAAUCCUCCCCAUACACUCGCCAGCAUGACGGAAUCCCUGCGUUAUCUCGGUUCGAUGGCCGGCCACAAGGGCUGGGUCACCGCCAUCGCCACUUCGUCCGAGAACCCGGACAUGAUCCUGACUGCGUCCCGCGAUAAGACCAUCAUCGUCUGGCAAUUGACGCGCGACGAGGACUCGUAUGGUUACCCUAAGCGCAUCCUCCACGGCCACGGCCAUUUCGUGUCUGACGUUGUCAUCUCGUCCGACGGCCAGUUCGCGCUUUCUUCCUCAUGGGACCACACCCUUCGCCUCUGGGAUCUCAAUACCGGUCUCACAACGCGCCGUUUUGUCGGCCACACCUCUGAUGUCCUCUCGGUCAGCUUCAGCGCUGACAACCGGCAGAUUGUCUCUGGCUCGCGCGACAAGACAAUCAAGCUCUGGAACACACUUGGAGAGUGCAAGUUUGACAUCAAGGAGGAUGGCCACACCGAGUGGGUAUCAUGCGUGCGCUUCAGCCCUAAUGUCUUGAACCCCGUCAUUGUCUCUUGCGGUUGGGACAAGGUGGUCAAGGUCUGGGAGCUCUCGAAAUUCAAGCUCAAGACCAACCACUACGGCCACACCGGCUACAUCAACACUGUCUCUGUUUCACCUGAUGGCUCAUUGGCCGCGUCCGGUGGAAAGGACGGCAUCACCAUGCUGUGGGACCUGAAUGAGGGCAAGCACCUCUACUCGCUAGAGGCAGGUGACAUUGUCAACGCCCUCGUCUUCUCCCCCAACCGAUACUGGCUCUGCGCGGCGACUGCGACAUGCAUCAAGAUCUUCGAUCUGGAGAGCAAGUCGAUCGUCGACGAGCUCAAGCCCGACUUUGCCCAGAGCGCACAUGCUCGAGAACCCGAGUGCGUGUCCAUCGCCUGGUCGGCGGACGGACAGACGCUGUUCGGCGGCUUCACGGACAACCUCGUCCGUGUGUGGACCGUCACCUCAUAACGCAUUCACCAGCCUCUCAAAAUGGUGUCAUUGCUGUGGGAGUCUUUGCCGCGAGAGUGGAAAGGGGGCUGUAUUGUACGU